GUAAACCCACAAUUACCGAAGGAGAGUUGUGAGUUCAUUGUAUGCUGUCAUAAUUUUGAUGUUUAUUCAGAUACAUUUCUAAUUUAAUUGAAAUUUCUCUUAAGAGGGAGGCGCAACUAGAAUUAAAGAUGAUAACGUUCAGGAGCCCAGCGCAAAAAAAACAAAACCUCAACGUACACGAAUUUAUAGACGAAAGGUUAAAUGUAAAGAUUGUGGUGCAGAAAUGAAUGCUGAUAAUUUUUUGAAGCACAGUUCAAAUAAACACAAUGGUAUGGCAAAAUCCCAAGAUGUUGUAGAAGCAUCACAAACAACGCUUCAUUUUUCUAAGAUCCUUCCAACUGCCCCUGUUACAUGUGAUAGCAGUGAUGAAAUGCAUGAAGGAGAAGUCAAAAGUGUAAAACAAAAAUUCUGCAAUGAUACUGAUAUAUCACAAAAGAAAAACCUUGAAGUGGCAUUAGAAGUACACAAUGUAUGCGAGGAAAUAUUUGAAAUAGAUAACAAGAUAAAUGAAAGAUCAUUCAGCAAAAUGAAAAUUGUCAAGAACUAUUUGCGCUCAACAAUGAAAGGUGAAAGGCUGGAAGAACUCAUUGUCCUCUCAACCGAGAAGGAUUUAACAGAUACAAUUCAUCUGGAUGUAGUACUAAAAUCUUGGGCAGCCAGAAAAAACCGUAAACUCAGAAUAAAAUUUAAGUAAAAAGCAGCUUCUCAAGAGUACGUUGAGAUGAUUCUCACUUAAGACUCUUGAUAUGAGAACAAAUAUACAUUGUUUUACUGUUAUGUCCGAAACGGUUAAGGUUUAUAUUUGAAAAACAUAUUUUGUUAUAAUGUAUGUGUUAGAAACCUAAUCUUCAAUAAUGUUUACUAAUAAACAACGUAUGCAAUAAUA
Molecule: messenger RNA, 886 nt
Organism: Xenia sp. Carnegie-2017
Lineage: Eukaryota; Metazoa; Cnidaria; Anthozoa; Malacalcyonacea; Xeniidae
Exons: 3
Coding region: 224-694 (156 amino acids)
Source: RefSeq, a predicted model, not a curated record